Molecule: messenger RNA, 1041 nt
Organism: Arabis nemorensis
Lineage: Eukaryota; Viridiplantae; Streptophyta; Magnoliopsida; Brassicales; Brassicaceae
Source: the annotation of a GenBank genome assembly
AUGCAAUCUCCUCGUAAACUAUUCCACGCGCGUCCAUCACUCGCCACGCGCCGAUCGACGGCUCUUGUCGUAUUAACUUCUCUAGCUAUCGGAAUCGCCGGAUUCACAUUCGGACUCGCCGUGAUUCUUUUCCCUGUUCUCCGAUUAACCGGACGUAAUUGCUUGACGAAUGCUCCUCCGAAGACUGUCCGAGUCGUUUGGGAAGUUUCCGGAGUUAGUAACGUCGUUGGUGGGGAAACGAAGAGGCGUAAGGUUAUGGGAUUCGUUGGGAUUCAAACCGGAUUUGGAUCUGUUGGUCGGAGACGAUCACUUAGGAAGACAUGGAUGCCUUCAGAUCCAGAAGGACUUCGACGGUUGGAAGAAUCUACGGGAUUAGCUAUUAGGUUUGUGAUUGGAAAGACGAAGAAUGAGCAGAAAAUGGUUGAGUUAAGAAGGGAAAUCGCAGAGUAUGACGACUUUAUACAGCUAGAUAUCGAAGAGGAGUACAGUAAGCUUCCUUACAAAACCUUGGCUUUCUUCAAAGCUGCAUACGCGCUUUAUGAUUCUGAGUUCUAUGUCAAAGCCGACGACGAUAUAUACUUGAGGCCAGAUCGACUCUCUUUGCUAUUGGCGAAAGAGCGGAGUCAUUCUCAGACGUAUCUUGGAUGUUUGAAAAAGGGUCCGGUUUUCACAGAUCCGAAGCUCAAAUGGUAUGAACCAUUGUCUCAUCUGUUGGGAAAAGAAUACUUUCUUCAUGCAUAUGGACCGAUAUAUGCUCUCUCUGCGGAUGUCGUAACGAGUUUGGUUGCCCUCAAGAUUAACAGUUUCAGGAUGUUUAACAACGAAGACGUAACAAUAGGUGCGUGGAUGCUAGCAAUGAACGUUAACCACGAGAAUCAUCACAUUCUUUGCGAACCAGAAUGCUCGCCUUCCUCUGUUGCUGUUUGGGACAUCCCUAAAUGCUCAGGUCUUUGUAAUCCAGAGAAAAGAAUGUUGGAACUUCACAAGCAAGAAAGCUGCUCCAAAAGCCCGACUUUACCAUCAGAUGAUGAUGAUGAGUGA